Styela clava is the source of this 1736-nucleotide messenger RNA. RefSeq lists its product as uncharacterized. NCBI's taxonomy places the organism in Eukaryota, Metazoa, Chordata, Ascidiacea, Stolidobranchia, Styelidae. Gene Ontology annotation, molecular function: GTPase activity; GTP binding. The record is from RefSeq and is a predicted model, not a curated record.
UUGGGAGUAUAUACUGUAAUGUUUAUUAUUGUUUUAUAGCAUAAUUUUAAAAUAUCACUUGUAGUAACGUAUCCGCACUAACGAUAUUCUGAUUUGAUACUUGGUGGAACAAAAUGUCGACAACAGAUCUGGCUGCAAAACAGAAAAACAGAGACUAUGACUACAUUUUCAAAAUUGUUAUUGUCGGCGACUCGGGUGUCGGAAAAAGUCAACUUUUGUCGCGAUUUGCUCGGAACGAGUUUUCAUUAGAAUGCCGAAAUACCAUCGGAGUUGAAUUCGCCACCAAAGUUAUGGAAGUUGACGGAAGACUCAUAUGUGCUCAGGUGUGGGACACAGCAGGACAAGAACGAUAUAGAGCAAUUACUGGAGCCUAUUAUCGGGGAGCCGUUGGUGCCAUGAUUGUGUAUGACAUAGCAAAGCUUUCUACAUAUGACAGUGUUCCAAAAUGGUUAGAAGAGGUCAAGCGUUAUACAAAUAGUGGUGGAUCCAAACCCUCUUUCGUCAACACUGGUUCCGGCCUUGACAACCCAGCACUCAAACACGAAUCUAACGACGCUUCAGCAAUUACCACAAUGUUGGUCGGGAAUAAAUUAGAUCUGCGGCAUUUGCGAUCGGUGCCAACUGUAGAUGCACAGAAGUGGUCUCGUGGUGAGCGUGUUUUCUUCACUGAGACAUCCGCUCUUGAUGCCACAAAUGUCGAAAAAGCAUUUACAAUGAUUGUAAGAGAGAUCUAUGAUCAAGUGCGGCAAAGAGAAUUACAACAAGUCGUCAAUAGUGGCGCUGGACUUGAAUGCGGUUCCCAAGCACUGAAAGUUGGUAAAUCAGCAACUCCAGUCAACACCACUACGGUGAAAGAUCACCAGCCAAAUUCUAAGGUUCGAAAGGCGUCUAUGAUUGCAAAUGAAUGUAAAGAGGAAGUUAAAGGCUGGUGUAACACAUUCUGCUGUUGAUCUUUUGCCUCGAAAUACAUAUUAUUCAGUUAUUGUUGCAGAAUUCCAUCAAUGACUCCUAACGUCGAAUACGAGUUUUUGAAACAACAGCCCUGAUCUACUACAUCAAUCAAUGUUCAACAGUUUUACAACUGAAUAGAAUGCCGCACCUUUAAUUUUGAGUAUAAAGCAAUAUCUGGGACUAAAUCUAAAAUCGUGAACUUUUGUAGUAUACCAUGCAUGUGGACCCUAUUUUUUCAAGCCUGAACAAAAGAUGAGCUCAACCGGCACAAGCUUUUAGCUAUUACACACACAUUUCUUUUUUUAAAGCCUCUAUACAUAUAUCAUUCUGAAACGUUUUAUUAUGUAUUUUAUGUCAAGGAUUUAUCAUCCGCGGUGCCACCGUAUCAUUUUCUGUUUUCUUAUUUUUACUUUUGUAUGUUUUGUCGUCAUUAUAAUUUUCAUUCUUCCAUAUGAAAUGUUUUCACUACAUUGUUCACUGUGAUAUUAUUUUCUUAAUUCAUAACACACAAUCAUCAAUUUACUAAUUCACUUUUGCCCGGACGUGGGUCCUCAGGUUUAGUCCUGCAUCCAUACAUGAUAACACUAUAUAUUUAUUGUUUCCAUUCAUUUUUUGUAACAUUAUCGUCUAUCAUUCCAUGACUUUUCAAUAAAAUUGUUGCUACUAAGUUGUAUUUCGUACAUGUGUCGUAUUCGUACGAUAUAUAUAUACAUAUGUUCAUGGUGUAAAAAGGCUUGCCACGAAAAUAUCGGUAUAAUAUAGCAAUAUAAGUUAACGUUAUGUAA